This is a messenger RNA of Purpureocillium takamizusanense, 4268 nucleotides long. RefSeq lists its product as uncharacterized. The transcript has a single exon. Bases 528 to 3953 code for a protein of 1141 amino acids. NCBI's taxonomy places the organism in Eukaryota, Fungi, Ascomycota, Sordariomycetes, Hypocreales, Ophiocordycipitaceae. The record is from RefSeq and is a predicted model, not a curated record.
CAGCGGGCCAGCGGCAGCGCCACCACCUAGAGGUCCUAGACUGUACCUACACCUCAGUCUGCGCUGCACUGGGCUGGAUACCCGGAGGUGGGUGCGUGGUGCCUAGCAGGUGGCAACCGCGACAACACCUGCUGGCGUCCCUGUCGCCGCGACAAUCGUCAACAAUCUCCGACGCUCUACACUUCGCCCACGCCCAUUGUCGAAAACCUUUGCCGACAAGACCGACAUCAUUUGCUCCUCCAUCGCUGCCCCAAGUAACCUGCACCUAAGCUUGGCGUCCGCGUUACAUCCGACCAACAGACCCCAAAGCAAACAGACCUCGCGACCCGACGCUCACUGCCCCUCACGCUCGACCACCCCGUCGUCGACCAUGGCGGCUUGAGGUUGUCGCCUCCAGCCUGCCCAGCUGUUGGAUCCCGUGUCUCAUCUUUCCUGCCGCUCAUCAAUACUUGGAACCGUUCUGCACUCCCUGGUGCAGCCGUCCGUCUUGAGCGUGCUGGCGCUGGCGCAGGCGCAACCCGCGAGCCAUGCUCUCCCAUCUGCGCUUCCAUCGUCGGGGCGCUUCCAAUCCGGCUUCGCCCUUGACCGACCAGCCGCAGUCUCUCUCGCCCCUCGGCAGCCAUGACUCCCCGCUCGCGCCCGACUCGGCCUCGCCCUCCGAUGCGCGCCCGCCCUCUUCGAGCUCUUCUGCUUUUCCGCCUGUGCUGCCUCCCAUUACCCGAGUGACCUCGGCCGAUGCAGACCUGCAGCCCGAGCGACGAGGGCCCGACUCGCCCGCAGCGAUGGAAUCGCGCCCACAGCAGGGACUACGAUCCCCUUACAAUGGCGACUCGGGCUUCAUUGGUGGCGUCGCCUUGCAGAAUUAUCGUCGAGACGUCGAGGCUCACAAGUACGCUCGGUCCGGCUCCAUCGACCUGUCCCACAACGAAGAUCAUGCACGGCGUCAGCGGCCCACGGCCGUGUCUACGGGCACAGACGGAGGCACCUCCAAAUUCUACGCAAAGUCCAUGUCGACCUUCAGUACACCCCUCGACCUACAGAACUCGGCCCCUCCCGGCGUGGGCAGACGACCGGCUGGAGCACGACUAAACAACGACGUUCAGCUGGCGUCUUCGGCAGCGGCUAAUCCAGAGCCGCAAAAGGGCAAAAAGGGUCUUCCGUUUCUGAAGAACCCCAUGUCUACAUUGCUCAUGCGCCGCAAGAAUAACCAGAAUGUUCCCGAUGUCCGGCCUCUGCCCUUGUCCGGCCCUCGGGACGAACCGAUAUACGACCCACGCAUCAAAGGCACUCGUGUCCAUGACUUCAGCGCCCCCCGACGCAAGCAACAUGCCCCGGGCCAUAGCCUCAUGACCGCUCGGUCGGGCUCGCAGACGGAUCUGUCCACUAACAAAGGCCAGCCCUUGGAAGGCAAGGGAAGCCGCGUCUUAGAAGCUCGUCAACCUCGCCAGACCAGCAACGCCUCUGAGUCAGCCCGCUCUGAGCCGGCCGCAAGCACGGCUUCCCAGUUGCUCUCAAGGUCGAGCGUGUCGUCACAGCCAAGCCGGGCUCCAUCCGUGGAGCAAAAGCUGGCUACGCCGGAAGGAAAGCCCGCGCCACCAGUGCCUCCAAAGGACGACAUUCAAGCCCCAUCACGGUCGGCUUCCACAACAUCGCCACCAGUGCCGGAUGAUCCCGAUACACAACAAACACCAAAGCCUGCAAUGUCCCAGCGGACCACCCGAUCAAGAAAUAUAUCACUUUCAGAGAUCUCCGCCGUUCCCCGACACAUGAAGAGUACGUCAUCACGAUUCAGUUUCGACAUGGUGGGCGCGGCCAAGCAGGAGAAGCUUUUAGAAGAACGUCAUCGCCAAAGAGAGCUAGAGAGAAAGGCCACCGAGGCUGAUGACCCUAGGGACUCAAGAUUUGAUGACUUUGAUGAGGAUUCUUUUGAUUACGACGCCAUGAUGGAUGACGAUGGUCUAGAAGAGCGAAUACCAGGCGUCAAUGCCGACUUUGACGACGACGAGGAGGUCUACGACGAAUCUGACCCUGAUAACGACCAAGACAACUUCGCAGGCUUCGUGUUUCAACGCUCGAACCCCACAUCUUCCCUCGGAAGCCCGCAGAGCAAUGGUAUGCUCAACACGCCGAGAGAUGCUGAGGGUAAGGCUAUUGGGUUUGCCAUGACCAAAGAUACCCCCAGCCUCGCUACCUUCCCCUUGUCGCCGAGUCUCCGCUUGCCGCUAUCAGACCAAUCGCCGACAAGUCAGGCUUCGGGCCUGGGCAUCCAGGAUGCUGUGGAGUCGAAACCGGUUGGUUCGCCAGAGCCGGUUCAAGGAGACGAUCUGUACUUCGACGACGGGAUGAUCGGACUCGAGGAUGAGUUUGCUGAGGAUCUGGCCGCAACUCCCGAAUACGAUGCAGCGCCGUUUGACGAGUCGAUAUUUGACAACAAUGACACGGAUCAGUUUGGGCGGCCGGUUCCAGGCGCGUUUGUCCAGGCUCAGUCGCAGCGUUGCACCGCUCCCCCCGGCCCUUCUGCCAAGCGAGAAUCUGAUAUCACGUCACGGCUCUCGGCGCAUUCGGGCACAUCGCAUUCCACUGCUCACACGUCUCUGAGCGCCGAUGUCCGCAAAGAAAGAGCAACGGCCGCUGAGCCGUCAGGUCAUUUCUAUGAUGAGCAAGAAGCUGACCCGGCGCAAGAGCCUGGCUUGGAUGGUGGUAUAUCACGGGAUCCCGUGGCAGCGUACCAAGCGGAGCUUGCUGCGGCGGCUCACAAGGCUGCUGCCUCGGGCAAAUUCCAACGCAGUGCUUCACCUUAUCAAAAUGGCGACUACGACGAAGACGACUAUGAGUCGAACCAGGUACACCAAGACGACGCGGUGCACCAGGACAUCGAUGAAGGAGACUAUGAUCAGGGCUUCGUGAACAUGGACGAUUUUGAACUCGACGAUGACGGUAUCAUAGCCGAGGCAAAUGCCAGCGCAUUGGCGAACGAUUCGGACGGCUGGUACGGGCAGGAAUUUGGCUUUUACUCAGCACCUUCUGGCCAGCUGCAUGGGUCUCAGGGUUCGGGCCCAUCAGAGUCUUCAGGCUAUGAAUAUGCAAAUGGCGGGUUUUUCGGGCCCAAAGGAAUGAGUGGCUUGGAUCGCAGCACGAGCGGCCGGAUGGUAUCAAGGGAACCCAAUCUGACGCCGAUAACAGAGCGGUCCGAGUACUCUAACCGCAAUUCCCUCAUGAGCAUGGGAUUCCCGCCUCUCAGCUCAUCGACGCCUGUCGUGCAAAGCCCUGGCCUCGCACAGUUGGCAAUGAUGGCUGACAGCAGCGAUGACCAGAUGACACUAUCGGCCCUGCUCCGCUUGCGAUCAAAAGCGUGGGGCGGCUCGCAGGUCAGCCUGGUGUCGAGCAAGGAGGGAUCGCCACGGUCAGACCGCGGCGACAUACCCAGCUCGCCUUGGGGCUUAAACUCUGCGACUGCGCCUCCUGGGCCAAACGGGGGCCACAUCCGCAAAAGCUCAACCUUUUCGACGCUGAGUCGUGACUCGGACGCCCCUAGUGGCUCGGCAAGCCCGACACUCACCAUGGCGAAUGUGACAUCUGCGUCUCCUUUCCCUGCUCCUCAGGGGAUAGAACGGCCGGUCUCUAUCCCCGAAUCCGGGAUGUCGUACACCCUUGCGGGCUUUGAGCGACACGAUCCCGGAACAGGCAUGGAACUGAGCGAAACAGCGCUGUCGCCCGUUUCGGAGAGGAACUCGAUGGACGCGGGUUGGGGUCUCGAUGGCAGGACCGCGAGCGCCUCGUCGAGGCUCUCGGGAAGAGGCCACCACCGGCACAAGAGCUCCGCGGACAGCGUAUCUUAUCUGAAGGAGGAGGGUAGCGGAGAGACGCGCUGGGUUAUGGAGAGACGGCGGACAGGGGAGUCGGGUGAGGUGGAGAUAUUACAGAGAGAGGUUGUCGAAGGGGGACGCAUAUGAAGUCGGGCAAUCAUCUUCGCGGGACACUGGGGCCGGCGCCUUCAGACGAACCAAGAGCGGACGGGCUCAUAUUAUUUACUUGGGCGGCUUCGCGGUUGAGGGGUAUCAUCCUCGCUUAUUAUGUUCUACUACUUGGGGGAGGGAGGCAUCGAGUGCCUCAGGCUGGUCUGACGCAUGGCAGGGCCAGAGCGUGUUGUGGCCAGUGUAUGAAAUAGAGGGUGGCUUCAUUGACGCUUGAAACAUGGCAUGCUAAGUUAGUUCUCACAUGUACGUAUGUAUGCAUGGGCCGUCGGCGGUGGCCGUUGGCUCAAAAAC